Acanthoscelides obtectus is the source of this 750-nucleotide messenger RNA. The record is from the annotation of a GenBank genome assembly. NCBI's taxonomy places the organism in Eukaryota, Metazoa, Arthropoda, Insecta, Coleoptera, Chrysomelidae.
AUGCGAAAAAGGGAACUCAACCGAGAAUAUUUUCGCGCCAUAAUUUAUUACAACUUUCAGAGACAAUUAUCGCAACACGAAUGCCUUGCUGAGUUACUGUCUGUUUUCGUCAACGAAGCGUCACAUCAGUCGACAAUUUCUCGUUGGUAUGGAGAAUUCAAACGUGGACGGGUGAGUCUUAGCGAAGAUCCCAGGGUGGGUGCACCAAAAACGGCCGUCACCCAGCAAAAUGUCAAUGUUGUGCACGAACUCAUCAUUGAAACCUCAAUUCAAAAAAUUUUACAUGAAGAUUUAGAAGUAAGAAAAUUAGUUUUUAGUUGGAUACCCCACCUGUUGAUUGAAGAGCAGAAAGCAGCCAGGGUUAAUUGGUGUCAAAAAACUCCACCUAAAGAAAAGCCAACAAAAGUCAUCCGUUUUCGAAGUGUUUCGAAAAAGAUGGUCGCGACAUUUGUGUCAAAAGCGGGUCAUAUUGCAACAAUUCCUCUUAAUGAGCAAAGAACUGUCAUCACCGAGCUUCGAAAAAUCAACCCCGAAAGAAGAAUCAUCCUCCACCAAGACAAUGCAAGCUCGCACAUAGCCCAAAAAACAAGGCAGUAUUUAACGGAAGAGAAUCCCGAUCUAAGUCCUAACGAUUUCUUUACUUUCCCGAAAAUUAAAAACAAACUGCGUAGUCAAAGGUUCCAGUCACCAAAAAAAGCACGCAUGCAUAUGUGUAUUAAUUUUCGUGGAGAAUACUUCGAAAAACAAUAA